GCCGAGCGGCGGCGGGAUGGAGGGCGGCGAGGCUGCGCGGCUGCUGGCGGAGCGCAGCGCGGGCCGGCUCAGGACGUACCGGCGGCGCUGGUUCCUGCUGGCCGUGGUGUGCCUGCUCAACUGCUCCAACGCCGCGCUGUGGCUGACAUUUGCUCCUGUGGCUGAUAAGACAGCUUCUUACUUCAACAUUUCCCUGGAGGCAGUCAACUGGCUCUCGCUCGUGUACCUUCUCAUCUCGAUCCCAUUUGGGCUGGUGGCAACGUGGGUCCUCGACAGCGUGGGGCUCAGAUGGGCCGUGACCUUGAGUGCAUGGCUGAACAUGGCAGGUAGCAUCAUCCGGACAUUCAGCGUCCUGAAGUUCCUGAGUCUGGGCUCCCAGAGUUACUGGUUCCUGUUUCUUGGACAAUGCCUCUGUGCACUGGCACAGCCCCUUGUCAUCUUUUCACCAACAAAACUGGCAGCACUGUGGUUCCCAGACCACCAGAGAGCAACAGCAAACAUGAUUGCGUCGAUGUCCAAUCCCUUGGGUAUUCUAAUAGCAAACGUGUUGUCACCUGCACUAGUUCCAGAAGGAAAGCACAUUCCGCUGAUGCUGGGUGUUUACGCCAUCCCAGCAGUAACAGCCUGUGUUCUAGCAACUGUUGGGAUUCAUGAAAAGGUUCCUCCAACACCUCCUUCUGCCAGUGCCAGUAACUCCACCUCCCAGCCAUUCCUCACAGGGCUCAAAAUGCUCCUGAGAAAUAAGUCAUACAUCAUCCUGGCUGUGUGCUUUGGAGGAGGAAUUGGGAUGUUCACCUGCUUUUCAGCUCUACUGGAACAGAUCCUCUGCGAAAAAGGAUAUUCAAAUGUGUUUGCUGGCCUGAAUGGUGCACUAUUCACCACAUGCGGUUUGCUGGGUGCUUUCCUAUUAGGACUGUAUGUUGACCGAACAAGGAGGUUUAUAGAGUCCACCAAGGUCUGCUUCUGUCUGACUGCUCUUGCUUGCAUCAUGUUUGCAGUGGCAUCUCGUUUCAGACACGAGGCCGUGAUACUGGCCGUAGCCAGCUCACUGUUUGGGUUCUUCGGUUUUGCCAUCUACCCCGUUGCCAUGGAGCUGGCUGUGGAGUGCUCCUACCCCGUGGGAGAGGGCACAUCUACCGGCCUGAUUUUUGUUGCAAGCCAGGUCCAAGGCAUGAUUUUAAUGAUUCUGCUGCAAGCCCUCACCGUGCGGGUUUCUGAUGACUCAUCCUCCACCUGUGCCCUCGACCAAGACAGAGCCCUGGACUGGACCAUCCCAACGCUGGUGCUGGCUGGGCUCUGCAGUGCUGUGGCUUGCUUCUACGUCAUCUUCUUCAACACAGACUACAAGCGGCUCCAUGCCGAGACAAACAGUGGCACGUCGGUCAAUGCAGAAGAUACGGCAGCGGGAACUGUUCCUGAAGCCUAACCAGGCUGAAAAGGGUACACAUCAAGGGCCAGUUAUGGAAGGACUCAGGUCUGUGGGCAGGGGCUAUGACUGUGAGUGCUCAUCUGAAACACUGGGAUGUUUGAUUUCUGUUGCACAACAAGCAGCCUGGAUUUAAGAAGAAAAGGGCUAGAGCAGAGCUACUGGGGUGCUACUUCUUGAGCUUCCCCAACUCUUGCAUUUAUUUCUGAGACUGGGGUGCGGAGUACUGGGUGGUUAUGCUGCCAGAAAGACCAGAGGGGGGUCAACUACAGAAGUACAGCAGGUAUUUUCAGCUGUCUUGAUUCAAGCAAAAGGAUUGUUGCAGAGGAGAAGAGCACAUUUCAGCCAUUUUUUUGUUUUCAUGUGCUUGGACCUUGGGUGAAGCUUUCGGAGGGGUAGAAGCCAUGCCUACCAUAAAGUUGUCAGAAAAUUAGCUUGCAAGUACUGCGGUUUUUGUGUAGCAUGACGCUCUUUCCCCCUCUAACCUGGAGCUAGCUGUGCCUCUUCCUUGCCUAAAAGGAGGCAGGAGCUAGAGCAUCUAUCUUUCUCUGGCAGGAGGGAGACCUAGGCAUAUUAUCUGCAGUAUAACUCUGUUACAAUGAGCCACAUUGUCUUCUCCUACAAAUGGGAAAAGGAAAGCUCUGCCUGCAGGGCUGACCAUAAAAAAAAAGAAAUCAGUAAGCAGCAGGUGCUAAAUGUGGCAGCCUUCCUUGCUGCUUCUAGUCCCUUGCCAAAUAUUGAGAAAUUCAGGAUCAGUUUGUUUUGCCUUGUGCUCCUCUUGUCUCACCAGCUCUCCUGCUCUUCCAGUGAUUCAAAUUUUCCAUGGGAGGAUGAACCUGCCACUGUAAGAACAGGGUUGUAUAACCUCCCCAGACCAAGACUUGUGCCCUUCUACAGGAGAACACUGAGAGAGCAGCUUACUUUCUGGAAAAAAUCGCAGUGCCUUGGGAAAGGUGGCAAGAAAACAAGCAAAGGUUACCAUGUAAAGAGUGCAGGUAGUCUUCAAAGUUUUUGCAAAUAAUAUGAGUGGUUUUGAGGAAGGCCAAGUAAGGAGUAACACUACACAGACAUCUUCUAGUUCCUGCUGCAAUUCACAGCUGUCCUUCAGUGUUUGAAGAGAUGGUAGAUGCACAAAAGAUCCCCUUUGGAAUUCAGUUACCGUAAGAAUUGCAAAGGGUGCAAGUGAACCUUUCUGCUGUCUACAAACAGCAAUACUUGCACGGCAGUCAACUAUCCUGCUUCGUUUCUCAAGUCUAGGUAUAAAGCUGGAGCACUUGUACUCCUGUGGCAUUUCCAUGCUAGAAGAAAUAAGAUAGGUAGGGCUGGGUGAGUCUUUGUAUCAUGCAAUUUGCAAGGAGAUCUCAGCACUUUUGUUAAUCAAGGAAAAUUGUUGCAAAUUUGAGCUCUGAAGAUUAAGCGACAUUCUCCAGUCUAGCUAGAACACUACUCAAAGUGAAGGAUGCACUUUUCUUGGGGAAUACUAUAAAGAGGAGCUCUCUCACUGCUUGGAGUCUCUUUCUUACCUCUAGAGGCAAGUAGAAAGCCUCUAGAAGGCAUCUAACUGCAUACAGAAAGAGCAUGCUAGUUCCUAUAGCUGCAGCCCUGCUGUCACCAGUAAUCACUAAUUUCUAUCUGAAGGAGCAGGAAGGAAGAUGAGUUCAAAGAAAAUGAACUUGGAUAUGUCAGGAGUUGGAAUGGCUGUCUUGUUCAAAACUAACUUGUCAGUUCUGCAACCCUGGACCUAAUAUACUGAACAGAUUAACACUAAAUUUACUUGUCACUCCUGAGUCCUACUGUACUGUGAAGCAAGAAGUGCUUGGUGCUUGAUGAUUUUGUAUAUUUACAGACACACUUUUUUUUUUUUUUUUAAUAAAGGGCAAUUUAAGGAAA
Messenger RNA from Rhea pennata, 3316 nucleotides. It is a transcript of the gene SLC49A3, whose product is annotated as solute carrier family 49 member 3. Gene Ontology annotation, biological process: transmembrane transport. Gene Ontology annotation, cellular component: membrane. NCBI's taxonomy places the organism in Eukaryota, Metazoa, Chordata, Aves, Rheiformes, Rheidae. Gene Ontology annotation, molecular function: transmembrane transporter activity. The transcript has 10 exons. The record is from RefSeq and is a predicted model, not a curated record. Bases 17 to 1426 code for a protein of 469 amino acids.